This is a messenger RNA of Xenopus tropicalis (tropical clawed frog), 2733 nucleotides long. It is a transcript of the gene txndc15, whose product is annotated as thioredoxin domain containing 15. The coding region runs from base 122 to 1138 and encodes 338 amino acids. The transcript is spliced from 5 exons. The record is from RefSeq and is a predicted model, not a curated record. NCBI's taxonomy places the organism in Eukaryota, Metazoa, Chordata, Amphibia, Anura, Pipidae.
AGAACGCAUUACGUUCAAUACAUACUACGUGAGGAAGCCGCCGCCGUGCGUUACGUGCGUGUGACGUCACCAGACGCCAUUCGGAACUAGCCGCAACCAUUUUUAAAGUGGCACAGACAGAAUGCGGGUGAAUGUGCAGCUGUGGCUGUUGUACUUCUUGCUCUUUAUGUCGUGGGCCCGAGGGAACCAACAAAAUGAGAAUUCUGUUGUAGAAGGGGACAAUAAAAAGGAGGACACUGUUCGUUUAGAGCCGGCGCCUUCAUCUGAAAAUGCAGCAGCCUCGGAGCCUGUUCAGUACAAGACUGCGGAGAUUGCUGACGCAAUGCAGGCAACAGACAUUCCAACCAACCCUGCAGUGCUGCUUUCUAUGGUUCCUAGAGAGGUGAUGGACUUCAAAGUAACAGAAGUUUGCGACAGCAUUAAAGACAAAGCCGCAUGCAGUUAUUAUAAACAUUUGGCAUUUGUGAAUGAACCUACAGAUGCACAAGAUAAAGCAAAGAGUGAAACUAAUGAGCAGGGUACAGAGCAGGCAAAGACUGCGGAAGCCAACAGCACAGACAGCAGCAAAGCUCUAAAAGUCAACUGUGAAGAGCGUAACAUUACGGGAAUAUCAAAUUUUACUGUGAAAAUUCUCAACAUUACACAGGAUCUAAUGGAAUUCCUUAAUCCUAAUAGCAGUGAAUGUACAUUGGUUUUGUUCUACACCCCUUGGUGUCGCUUUUCUGCAGGCCUGGCCCCUCAUUUCAAUACUCUGCCAAGGGCAUUUCCUACUUUACAUUUUUUGGCAUUAGAUGCUUCUCAACACAGUAGCCUUUCAACUCGAUUCGGCACAGUAGCAGUUCCUAAUAUCCUGCUAUUUCAAGGUGCCAAACCUAUGGCAAGAUUUAAUCACACCGAUCGGAAGCUGGAAGCUCUCAAGUCUUUUAUAUUUAACCAGUCAGGUAUUGAAGCAGUGCCUGGGGUGGUAGUCACUGAAGAUGACUGUGAGAGUCCAUUACCCUGUGCUCCAACUGUAGGAAUUGAUUGGCUUCUUGUAUUCUCUGUGAUCUAUGUCACCAUUUUUAUUGUAUAUGCCACUAUGCAGACGGAAAGUAUUCGUUGGCUUAUUCCUGGGCAAGAGCACGAGCAUCAAGAAUGAAAUGCUCCCAGACCAUUGCCAUACAAAGAAACAGGAUGCAUGAGGUCUGAGAACCCAACUUUGCUGCACAGACCAGGUUUUUAUGGUGAUCUGACCCAAAAGGCAUGUGAUUCGAGUUAUGGUUUCUGAGGUUAUCAGAAAUUAUAUCUGCUCACUCCCAACAAAUUAAAAACAUGACUUUCCUUCUGUUUUUUAUAAUUUCACAAAUUCAUACAGACGUUGCUGAAAAUGGCUAUAAGCACGUGGAUAAAUAUAAUCAGUUUACAUCUGGUAUAAGCCAUGGAGGGAAGUGAUAAAUAUUCACAUAACUUGUGAGAUGGUUGAUUUUCCAUAAAGGGAGGUUGUUAAAGUGGAAUGAGGGGCUUUAAGAAAAAGAGUAUCUUCCUGAUGAUGCAUGGUAGCCAUGCACGGCAUAAUUGUUUGACAGGUUCAGUGUUCCUUAUUUCAGUUAAUGCAGCAAAUAGUUUUUCCACUGUGUGCAAAUUAUUUUCUAAAGUUCAGCAGUGGCAACAAAGCAUAUUGAUGCAUCUAUCAUUUAAAUAAACAUUUUGCUAUAUAAAAUAUAUGUUUUUAAUAAACAUUCUUGGCUAAAAUAAACAGGAGAGGAAUUGCUCCCCUUACGGCUGAUACAAGCACAUAUUAGUGUUGGGCUCCAAGUUAGAAAUCCCUUAUACUGGAGAUAUGGAACUCUGAUCUGUUGCAAGAUUGGAGACAAGUCCUGUGGCUCCGCCAUAGAAUAUUCAGGGAUCUCUGGGGUUUCUCCAAGUCCACCAAUAGUUUAAUACAUCUGAAAGCAUAAUGUAGGCAUAUGAACAGUUCAGAAAAUGUCUUUCUGGAAUCUUUUUCUAUAAAAAAGUCUGAGCAUUUUUGGGCCAAAAAUGUUGGUAAUGUUAUUAGCCUUAUGAACUGGGUGUUUAUUUUGCAAUAAGCUUUACAGGAAAGGUAGACAUAAAAUAAGUACAAUAUAGAGCUGAUCAAUAAUGCAAAAGGAUUUGCAGUCUUAAACCUGUUGUCAUCUGUUAGCUUGCCAUCUAUGUCUUAGCAGCGAUAAAGUGACAUCUGAGUUGUUGCUUGGCAUAGGGUUAGCGUCAGAAUCAGUUACUACUUAGAAAUACUGUCUUUACAUUAUAGCUUCACAUACAAUGACCGUUGCUGUUCAUUGCUUUCUACUCUUCUAUAGAUGUUAACAUUUCUCAUAAAAUGUUACAGUUACUGCCAAGAAAUAUUCUGUUUGCACCAGCUGGACAAACAGAAAUAAUAUACAUGAAAGAAAGUAUUUACUUAUGGUGUUAUUUGCCCUUGAAUUCUAAUCCUUUUUUGCCCGUGUACUACUUAAAAUAUUCUUGUUAAUACCAUGAAUGUACAUUAUUCUCUAAUUUAGAGAAUGCCUGGGACCCUUCAGUUGCUAAAUACAAUAAAGAAAAAUGCCCCUAUACUUCUAGACUGAAAACUGUGCAGUUUUUAGCACAUUGUCUGGAUCUCAUCUCAGUCGCUGGAGUUUUAAAUGUAACUUUUAUUUUAUUCCUGCCUAUUUGGUCUGACACCUUAUCUUGUCUGUAAAUUAUUUAUUUGUAAAUAAAUAAAUUUAUAACUAA